Vollenhovia emeryi is the source of this 1907-nucleotide messenger RNA. RefSeq lists its product as uncharacterized. Lineage: Eukaryota; Metazoa; Arthropoda; Insecta; Hymenoptera; Formicidae. The transcript has 3 exons. Gene Ontology annotation, molecular function: nucleic acid binding. Bases 621 to 1577 code for a protein of 318 amino acids. The record is from RefSeq and is a predicted model, not a curated record.
UAUUCUUGCAAAGUCGGCCAGAACCAAUCCCGUCGCGUUUAAGGUUGCGCAUCUCUUCCUUGAGGAUCUCUAAUACGAGUGUGCCUCCUUCCUACGUCCGUGAAUCGGGUUUCUUCCCGCCAUUUUGAGAGAUCUACCAAUUCUCUCACUUCUUGCUGCCACUCGUUCACACUCGUUGCCUGUGAACGUCUUUGCGCGGUCGUGCUUUCUUCCUGCUGGUGCACGUGGUAUAUAAUUUGGUUUUUGUCAUUGGGUUUUUUCUCGAUAAUCUGCCGCAUCAGAAUAUAUACUUUACAAUCGUGACGUAGUCUGAAUUAUCGAACGUCUUCGCAGUAUAAUAUUUUUUGUAAAAGAUUGUCACGGCAUGUUAUGUACGUGUAACUUAUUAUCUGUGCGGGAACGUGUCGUUUAUUUACUGCAGCGGUAACUCGGAUAAACAAAACAAUUUCCAGAAUGUUGCCUGCAAAUUUCGAAGGAGGUAGUAUCUCGAGGCAGUAUCUUCAAGUUAAACAAAGAGUGCGUCGUUAGAAUCCGGACAAAAUUGAAUUUAAAGUUCUCGUUAUAUUAGAAUUCAGGGGUAGGCGUUAUAGUUGGUGCUAAAAGACUUUUAUAACCUCAAAAUGGCCGAGCUCGUCAAGCAAAGCGUGGAGUAUAAUAGAAGAGCGGCGAUUAUAGAAAGUCUUCGCGCCGAGAGAACGCCGGCCGAAAUUAUAAAAUUCUUCGGAUACCCAAGAUCGACGGUAUACGAUGUUGCAAAGAGAUACACAGUCUCAGAGGAGUCCGAGAAGGACUCUUCCUCUCCGGCGAGGAAAAUACAAGUUAGGGAGAAAUCAACAAGGACUCCAGAGCUCAUCCGAAGAGUCCAAGACAUGAUUUUGGAAGACCCGGGGAUCUCGCUCCGGAAAUUGGCCUCCGUCUUGAGGGUGAGUGAAACGAUCGUUCGUCGGAUCGUUCAAGAGGAUCUCAGAUAUACCUCCUACGUCCUCAAGGUCCGCCAGAUGCUCUCCGAGGCCGCCAAGCUCAAAAGACUUGCUUGUUGCAAUUUGCUUCUGUGCUCGUUAAAACACGAAGCUGCUGGCCGCAUUAAAUUCUUCUCUGAUGAGAAAAUUUUCACCAUGGAUACCAAAGUGAAUCGGAGAAUUGACCGUUGGCUCGCCCAUAACUCCGAGGACGUCCCUGUGGUGGGCAAGACCAAGUUUCCGGCCAAUAUCCACGUCCUGAGCGUCGUCUCAAGUGAGGGCGAUGUUAUGCCGCCGCACUUCUUCCAGAAGGGUGAAACGAUCACGAAGGAGGUUUAUUUGGAGGUCCUGAGGACAGUGGUAAAGCCGUGGAUGGAGACUGUAGCUUGUAGGAGGUCGUAUAUCUUUCAGCAAGACGGUGUACCCGCUCACACGAGCCAUUUAGUCCAAAAUUGGCUCUCUGACAACAUUGACAUGUUUUGGUCGAAGGACUUUUGGCCUCCUGACAGUCCCGACCUAAACCCUCUGGACUACUACGUGUGGGGCGUAGUCGAGAGACAAGCCAACAAGUCCAGGCACCCCAACGUCAACUCCCUCCGGGCCGCUAUCGAGGCAUAGUUCGCGGCCAUGAACCGCGACCAGUUGAAGACAGCAUGCUCGCGCUUUAGGGCGAGGAUCGAGCAGGUGAUAGAGGCGCAGGGUGGCUAUAUAGAAUGAAAAUUCUCAGCAAGGAUCCUUUAAAUGAGAUAUAACAGUAUUUUUUGUGUCUUUGUAUAUUGGCUUAAAUAAACAACUUUUUGCAUAAAACUUUUUGUCCGGAUUCUAACGGCGCACCCUGUAUUUAUCGCCAAGAUCUAUGAAUGCUGUAAUAUUUUCAUUUGCUACUUAUUUCUUAACCUUUACGCAAAAUUAUAUGAUUAAUAUUGCUCAAUAACUAAUGCAGAAUGU